Messenger RNA from Asparagus officinalis (garden asparagus), 3532 nucleotides. RefSeq names its product long chain acyl-CoA synthetase 6, peroxisomal-like. Gene Ontology annotation, biological process: fatty acid metabolic process. The coding region runs from base 150 to 1985 and encodes 611 amino acids. The record is from RefSeq and is a predicted model, not a curated record. Lineage: Eukaryota; Viridiplantae; Streptophyta; Magnoliopsida; Asparagales; Asparagaceae. Gene Ontology annotation, cellular component: endoplasmic reticulum; membrane. The transcript is spliced from 20 exons. Gene Ontology annotation, molecular function: long-chain fatty acid-CoA ligase activity.
GCCGUGCCCUCACCUCUCCCAUAACUUCCUCCUUUUGUCUGUCUUCUUUACUAAAACAAAUCGAAAACAAAAACCUGAGAUCAAGAGAGAGAGAGAGAGAGAGAGAGAUUUAGGGUUUUUUUUUUUACUUCGAUUUUUCUCCAAGUGCGAUGGAUCCUGCAGCUCAGCGACGCCUGAAGGCGAUCUCCGGCCACCUCCGCUCGUCGCCGGUGGAUGAUCGGGAGUCGCAGCUCGCUGCGGGCGCUACUGCCGGCGAGUUCGUCCACGGGCAGGGUUAUAGUGUUAGUCUUCCAGAAAAGCUGCAAAAUGGGAAGUGGAAUGUAUACAGAUCUGCACGCGCACCUUUAAAGCUUGUUGCUAGAUACCCACAACAGCCUGACAUUGCAACUUUACAUGAUAACUUUGAAUAUGCAGUUGAUACUUUUCGUGACUACAAAUUUUUGGGGACCAGAGUACGUCCAGAUGGUACUGUUGGAGAGUACAAAUGGAUGACUUAUGGAGAAACUGGUACAUCCCGUUCAGCAGUAGGUUCAGGCUUAAUAUAUCAUGGUAUACCUAAAGGCGCCUCUAUUGGACUUUAUUUUAUAAACAGACCUGAAUGGAUUGUAGUGGAUCAUGCCUGCUCUGCGUUCUCUUAUGUAUCAGUGCCACUAUAUGACACUCUUGGGCCUGAUGCUGUUAGCUAUAUUGUGAAUCAUGCUGCUGUACAUGUUAUCUUCUGUGUACCGCAAACACUGAGCACUAUAUUAAGCUUCUUAAGUCAGAUGCCAACUGUACGAAUGAUAGUGGUUGUUGGAGGAAUUGAAGAUAAUAUUCCAUCGGUCCCCUCACCUGAUGUGAAGAUAAUUACGUACUCAAAGCUACAUGAUCAAGGUUAUAAUAAUCUCCAACCAUUUUCCCCUCCAAAACCCGAGGAUGUUGCAACCAUCUGCUAUACAAGUGGUACAACUGGCACUCCGAAGGGUGCAGUGCUGACCCAUGCAAAUUUGAUUGCAAAUGCUGCUGGAUCUAGCUUGGGUAUCAAAUUUUAUCCCUCUGAUACUUAUAUUUCCUACCUUCCUUUGGCGCACAUCUACGAGCGUGUCAACCAAAUUUCACUGGCUCAUUUUGGGGUUGCUGUUGGGUUCUAUCAAGGGGAUAAUUUAAAACUGGUGGAUGAUAUGACCAUUCUUCGGCCCACUCUGUUUGCUAGUGUGCCUCGAUUGUACAACAGAAUUUAUGCUGGCAUAAUGAAUGCUGUAAAGCAAUCUGGUGGUCUAAGGGAGAAGCUAUUCAACGCUGCAUACAACGCCAAGAUGCAAGCAAUAUCAAAUGGAAAGGCACCAUCUCCAAUGUGGGAUAGACUAGUAUUCAACAAAAUAAAAGCAAGGCUUGGAGGGCGAGUUCGAUUUAUGUCUUCAGGUGCCUCUCCCCUGUCUCCAGAUAUCAUGAAUUUCUUAAGAAUAUGCUUUGGAGGCCAGGUUUUCGAAGGCUAUGGAAUGACAGAAACAUCUUGUGUGAUAAGUAUAAUGGAUGAUGGUGACAAUUUAACUGGUCAUGUUGGUUCUCCAAAUCCAUCUUGUGAAAUCAAGCUUGUUGAUGUUCCUGAAAUGAAUUACACAUCUGAUGAUCAACCAUAUCCUCGUGGUGAAAUUUGUGUUAGGGGGCCUAUAAUUUUCCAAGGCUAUUAUAAGGAUGACGUGCAGACCAAAGAGGUAAUUGAUGACGACGGGUGGUUGCAUACAGGAGAUAUAGGUUUAUGGUUACCUGGUGGUCGACUAAAAAUCAUUGACCGGAAAAAGAACAUAUUUAAGUUGGCCCAAGGUGAAUAUAUAGCACCAGAGAAGAUUGAGAACGUAUAUGCUAAGUGCAAAUUUGUUUCCCAGUGUUUUAUCUAUGGUGACAGCUUCAAUUCAUAUCUGGUGGCAAUUGUUGCAGUGGAGCAUGAUGUACUAAAAUCAUGGGCUGAAUCUGAAGGGGUCAAGGUUGCUUCCAAUCCCACUUAACCUGGAAUUCUUCCCGCUUUCCUGUGAAAAUCAUCCCUGUUUCUUGCUUUUGAGUCUAUUGAUACCAAUAGCUCUAUUGCAAGGUACUCCACUUUUUUUUUUUCUGUGGCUCACCUAAGGGUAGCUAAUAAUCAAGGAGAAAGGGGAUUUGUUAUCAUCCCAGUGACCUAAGGUGGACUUAAUCUUAGUUUUACAAGACCAACAAAAAGAUGAAUAAAGAUCAGCUAUAUGUGUCCCUAAUAACCAAAAUAUCCUAGUCCUAAUCUGAAUCCUAGACUAUAAGAUUCUUGGACAACAAUCCUAGUCUUACUAAACAAUCCCGAAUGAAUGAUAGCCCCUAAUAUUUUUUCCUUCUACUUUAAUUACCCUUGAUAUCCCAAAGAACUAAAAGAUACAAAGACUUGGAAGAUCUGUGGUACUUCCAUUGGUUCUCCUAGGAGAUUCAGGCGCACCCUUAGUUCUUGCCCCUUUUGAAGCAUCUACAUUAGGAGCUUGGUCCCUCCCCCUGACAUGCCUUAUGAUCUUCAAUGUAAAGUUUAGCAGUGAUGAUUAUACAAAAUAUAAAGGCAAAUAGGUUUCUCUUGCUUGCUGGCUCUCUCUGAAACCUACUAUAUGCACCCUAUUUGAUGGGUUAUAACUGAUAUGCCUUCGUUUCAUGUUAAUAUAAGAUAGCAAGGUGGGAUGACACACUAAAUAAUGGGAAGCUUGGUUGACACAAUUCAUGUGGGAUGACACACUAGAUAAUGGGAAGCUUGGUUGACACGAUUCAUUUAAUAACCAGAUUAAUUUGGUUGAGUUUAGGUUAUACCAAGUUAUCAGCAGCUUAGGUUAGCAUCUGAAUUUUUUUUUAGCUUUGUAAUAAUCAGAUCAGGUAUGGGCUAUCCAUGGACUGGUGAAAAUUUACCAGAACUAACCCCAGCCAUCCCCUGCACUAAAUCUGUUGAAUGCAACAGUUGUGCUUCACCUUGAGCUUUACCCCAUGUCAACAGUCUCAAAGCAGCAUGUUUAUCCACAAGAAAGGUCCAUCUGACUUUUGGGUUUAGAAAACUUUUUUGGUGCAAAGCCUUGAAGUGUAUAUUGAUGUAGCUAAUAGUUUUGGACCACAUUGACAAAAAAUGAUUACGCAGUCAAUAAUGAGGCAGGCUUAUAACAAUUUAUCUAUCUCAAUCACUUACCAGUAUACGAUUAAAUCCUCAGCUUGUAGUUUUUUCCAUACCAAUCCUACUCGAAGCACAAUAUCCUCUUAGAAUUUUUCCUGUGUUAAACUACCUAAGAGCACUUCCAUCAUUUUGGAUUCCUUCGAUGCUGAGGCAACAGGUAAAGCGGUUGAGGAAGUAGGUAGAUGAGGAGGUGGAUGAAUGUUAUUAAUGUGUUCCUGAUUUUGGAGAUAUCCUUCAUUUUCUAACUUGCGCCAUCUCUUCCUUUUGGCACAAGGAGUGACAAUAUUCUAAUAUACCAUUCUGAUCAGUCAUCUUUUUGCGGUAUCAAGAAACUUUUGAUGCAGUUAUAUUAUGCACCUAUGAAAGCACUGGGUUAAGGAAUUUCUG